This is a messenger RNA of Neolamprologus brichardi, 1149 nucleotides long. NCBI's taxonomy places the organism in Eukaryota, Metazoa, Chordata, Actinopteri, Cichliformes, Cichlidae. The record is from RefSeq and is a predicted model, not a curated record.
AGGCAGUACCUGUGGGAAGUCAUGACGGACUUUUGGCUGAUUUCUGUUCCACUGGACAAAACAAGUUUAACCAGUGUAGAGAAACUCAAGCGCACCAUUGCCAAAACCAACCUGGCCUCCUCCUGCUGCAGGUUCUCCAUUCCAGAUCUUAAGGUGGGAGUACUGGACAGUCUGCUCAGCGUGUCAGAUGAUCUUUCCAAACUCGACACGCUGACUGAAAGUGUGAUCAAAAAAACAUGCCAGUGUAUGAAGGAGGUGCUGGAGUCUAGUGACAAAGUGCUGGAAAAUGCUUUGGCCAAUGGAGUUGACUUGAUGAACUUCAUGAUCAAGUUUCAGUGGGACAAAGCAAAAUAUCCUACAUCUCUAACUCUCUCCAGUCUGGCAGAAAUCAUCAACAAGGAAGUUUCGCAGGUGGAGGCAGAGUUAAAAUCUCGUUCUGCAGCGUACAACAGUGUGAAAGCGAGCUUGCAAAACCUCGAGCACAAACUAGAUGGCAAUUUACAAACUUGCAGUCUGAAUGAUGUCGUGAGAAAAGAAGACCUGGUGGUCUCAGAGUACCUCACCACUCUGCUGGUAGUGGUAGCCCGAGGGAGCUACUCGCAAUGGGAGAGGAGUUACGAGUCCUUUUCAAAAUUUGUGGUUCCGCGGUCGAGCAGGAAGCUGUAUGAGAAUGGAGAGGGGGGAGUCUUCUCAGUGACACUUUUCAAAAGAGCUGUGUGUGAAUUCAAAGCCAAAGCCCAGGAAAGCAAGUUCUUCGUGCGGGACUACAGCUUUGAUCUGGAGGAGCAGAAGCAGCGGGAGAUUAUGCAGCUUAGUUUUCACAAAAAGGAGCAAUAUGGAAUCUUUGUACGCUGGCUGAAGGUGAAUUUCAGUGAAGUGUUUGUUGCCUGGAUUCACUUGAAAGCGUUGCGGGUGUUUGUGGAAUCAGUCCUGAGGUAUGGGUUACCUGUGAAUUAUCAGGCUCUUCUACUGCAGACUGACAGGAAGCACUCGAAGAAACUCAAAGAAGAACUCGCUUCACUGUUUGUGCAUCUGGACCCCACCGCCAGCAUUACUGAUGUGAGCUGUGACAUCCCAGGACUCUGUCAGCAGGAGUACUUCUCCUACAUCUGCUUUCAUAUCAGCACCAACGUGUUGGACAUCAGCUAG